CUGAGGUGGAUCGGCUGUCUGUUAGCAGUUAGCCAACUAGCCGUCUGGCCUCGCAGCCAUUUCCAGCAGCUCUGUAUGUUUUGUUGGUUGCUGUUAGCAGCAAGAUGGCGGCUCCCAUCCCGGCGCACAGAUUUCCUGCUCUGCAUAUUUAACAGCAGCUUUUAGCCCCCACAGUGUCCCCUCACACUGAUACAUGGAGUAGCCGUGCUUUGCAGUCAUCCGCAGCUGGAUAUGCAUUUUUGUUCCUGCUAGUUUCUGGUUGCUGUUGUAGCCUGAGCAGCUACCGGCGGCUUCCUACCGACUCUGCACAGCGUUCACCGGGCCAAAAUGGCGGACUGUCAACUCCUAUGUCUAGGCUAGCAAACAUCAUAUCGAUCCCUAACUAACAUAGACUGUAUCAGCAGAGGAGGAUGUUUAUUCACGUAGUUAAAUAAGAGUUACUGAAUCUGUUGUUGAUCUCUCCUCGCAGAGAACUAACAAGGCCAGCUAGCAGCACAGCUUCUGUUAAGUUAGCCAGCUAGUUAGCAGCUAAUGAUAAUCCCGAGCUAUUAGCGGGCCAGAGACGAUUUUAAAUCUUUUUACACAAUUCGUGGCUGAAUUUAGAUUUUUCUCAUUCGCCGAGGACCGGGAACCGUCAACCCUGACACCAGCAUCAUGGCAUCCGAAUCGCCGAGCCCCGCGGUGCUGCAACCUCGCUGGAAGCGCGUCGUGGGCUGGACUGGGCCGGUGCCGCGGCCCCGGCACGGACACCGAGCCGUGACGAUCAAGGAGCUAAUGGUGGUGUUCGGCGGAGGGAACGAGGGGAUCGUGGACGAGCUGCACGUCUACAAUACAGCGACCAAUCAGUGGUUUAUCCCUGCAGUGCGAGGCGACGUCCCCCCUGGCUGCGCCGCCUACGGCUUUGUGUGUGACGGGACGAGGCUGCUGGUCUUUGGCGGGAUGGUGGAGUACGGCAAAUACAGCAGUGACCUGUACGAGUUGCAGGCGAGUCGUUGGGAGUGGAAACGUCUGAAGGCCAAGGCUCCAAAGAAUGGCCCGCCCCCCUGCCCCCGCCUUGGACACAGCUUCUCUCUGAUUGGUAAUUCCUGCUAUCUGUUUGGAGGACUGGCCAAUGACAGUGAAGACCCCAAGAACAACAUCCCCAGGUAUCUGAACGACCUGUACUGUCUGUCGCUGCGGCCCGGCUCCAGCGUGGUCGGCUGGGAGAUCCCGCUGACAUCGGGUCAACCGCCACCUCCCAGAGAGAGUCACACGGCUGUGGCGACGAGCGGCCGCAGAGCCAACAGACUCAUCAUCUACGGAGGGAUGAGCGGCUGCAGGCUUGGAGACUUGUGGGUGCUUGACAUAGACUCUCUGACUUGGAGUAAACCUGUCCUCAAUGGAACUGCCCCCCUCCCCCGCAGCCUGCACUCUGCCACCACCAUCAACAAUAAGAUGUAUGUGUUUGGAGGCUGGGUUCCUCUGGUGAUGGAUGAUGUCAAAGUGGCAACUCAUGAGAAGGAGUGGAAGUGCACCAACACACUGGCCUGCCUCAACCUGGACACGAUGUGUUGGGAGACGGUCCUGAUGGACGGUCUGGAGGAGAACGUCCCCAGAGCUCGAGCAGGUCACUGCAGCGUCGCCAUCAACUCCAGACUUUACAUCUGGAGUGGCAGAGACGGAUACAGGAAAGCCUGGAACAACCAGGUGUGCUGCAAGGACCUGUGGUACCUGGAGACAGAGCGUCCCUGCGCUCCCUCUCGGGUGCAGCUGGUCAGGGCCAACACGUCGUCUCUGGAGGUGAGCUGGGGACCGUCGCAGACCGCCGACACCUACUUGCUCCAGCUGCAGAAGUACGACAUUCCCAGCACGCCUGCAGCAGCCUCUCCUGCCUUUAUGUCCAACCCCAUCCCCACCGUCACACCUGGAGUCAGCUCUGUCAAGAACCCCGUCGCCAUGACGCGAGCAAACCAAGCUCUCCCACUGUCCGGCAUCACGCUGGUCCCCUGCCCCACUGCCUCCCUACCACUGGGAAGUCCAUUGGCUGCUGGGACUAAAGCACCAGCUGCCCUGAAGGUGGCAGCAGCUCCAAGUACAGCAGGUGGAGCCUCCAUCACAGUGAGACAGGCCACGCCCAAAUCACCAGUCGCUGUGACAACACUUCCUGCAGGUGUUCGCAAGGUCGUACCUGUUCAGGCCGGUCAGGGGACGCCAAUAGGAAGCAGUCCUCAGAUGAGCGGUAUGGCGGCGUUGGCGGCGGCGGCUGCAGCAACUCAGAAGAUAACUCCGUCCUCAGCGACGAUGCUGAACGUCCCGGCAGGAGCAACAAUUGUGAAGACGGUGGCUGUGAGUUCAGGAUCGAGCAGUCUGCCGGUCACAGUGGCUGCUCCACUGACGAUGGUGAGUAACCCUGCCACGCGCAUGCUGAAGACUGCUGCAGCUCAGGUGGGUGCGGCUUCAGUUGUCUCCACCCCCGGCACCCCCAGCCGACCAAUCAUCACGGUCCAUAAGUCAGGCACGGUGACGGUCUCCCAGCAGGCUCAGGUGGUCACCACGGUGGUGGGCGGAGUUACAAAGACCAUCACUCUGGUCAACAGUCCACUCAGUGUGGGAGGAGGCAGAGCUCUGAUCGGUAACCUUGGUAACUUGGGGAAGGUGGUGUCAGUGGUUCAGACCAAACCAGUUCAGAGUGGAGCUAUUACUGUUCAGGCUGGGAGCAGCCCAGUCACCCAGAUCCUCCAGACGAAGGGCGCUCUCCCAGCAGGAACCAUCCUGAAGUUGGUGACAUCAGCAGACGGUAAACAGACGACACUCCUCAGCACCGUGCAGGCUGGAUCCACAUCCAACAAAUCCACCAUCCUGGGCGUUGCCCCGGCUACCUCCAAACCGGGGACCACCAUAAUCAAGACCAUCCCAGUGUCUGCACUGCAGGGGGGGGCAGGUGCCAACAGUCCAAUCACCCUCCUGACCACCAAAAUGGUCACAGCAGGAAGUGGCAGCAAAAUCAUCAGCACUGUCCCCAAAAUUGGUGCCGCUGGCCAGCAGGGCCUCACACAGGUGGUGCUGAAAGGAGUUCCAGGGAUGCCUGGCACCAUCCUCAGGACUGUCCCAAUGGGUGGAGUCAGACUGGUGUCACCUGUGGUCAACAAACCCACCGUCACCACACUGGUUGUCAAGGGAACAACAGGUGUGUCCACGCUCGGGACCGUAACAGGAAGUGCCUCCCUGGCCACGCCCAUCACCACCCUGGCAUCUAUCGCUAAUCUGUCCAGCCAGGUAUCCACAACAGCCGCAGCGGCAACAGGUCAUAAACAGGUGACUCUGAUCACGACUCCGAGUGGUGCCGAGGCUCAGCCGCUGGUCCAGGAUCUGCCCGUCACCAUCAUGGCUUCUCCUACUUCAGAGGAACCUGGAAGUACUGCUGCAGGGGAAGAGGCCGGAGACACUGCAGUUACUGCUACAGUGACACUGGUCUGCUCUAACCCGCCCUGUGAGACGCACGAAACCGGCACCACCAACACCGCCACCGUAGCCUCCGCUAACAUGAGCCAGGCUCUGCAGUCUCCACAUCCUGUCAGUCUGAACGGAGGGAACACCUGCUCUAACCCGCCGUGUGAGACCCAUGAGACAGGAACCACCAACACCAUGACCACAGCUGGAGCUGGAGGACUCCGACAGGUGUGCUCCAACCCACCGUGUGAGACUCACGAGACAGGAACCACCAACACUGCCACCACAGCUACAGCCCAGCAAGGUGGAGACAGUCUGCAGGGAGACUCCACAGACCCCUCCUCCACAUCUUCUGACCCUGCCUCCUCCACCACAGCCAGUCAGAGCAGAGCUGUUACCACAGUUACCCAGGCCACACCCACACCCGGACCAUCCAUACCUGAGAUCACAUCAUUGGUCGGAGAGAGCAGGGCGGAGUCCUCGGAGGUGGAAGCUGUUGCCAUGCUGAUGGCAGCAGAGAGGGAGGAGCCUAUGCAGACAGACAGCCAAUCAGAGAGUGUGAUGUCAUCAGCAGUGUCUGUAUUGCAGGUUCAGGUGGAGGGCAGUGAGGCAGCAGCACAGAUGGAGUCCUCAGACAGCGGACUUCCUCAGGAGCUGAUGUCAUCAGAAGGGGACAGGGGCGAAGUGGUUGCCGGGUCAACAGCCCUGAUGGUGACAGGACUGAACCCAGAUCAGCUGGCUAGCGCAACGGAGGAGGCAGUUCAGCAGGCGACAAUACAGGCAGUCCUACAGGCAGCAGGACACAUGGAUGGCUUGGUAGAUCAGUCCUUUCCCAUCGUCCUAACCCAGCAGGAGCUGGCAGCUUUGGUCCAGCAGCAGCACCUGCAGGAUGCCCACAACCAACCAGAACCAGCAGAACCAGAACCAGAACCACAGCACAGCAGUGUGCCCACAGAGGGCCUUGCUCCAGCAGACAGCCUGAAUGACCCGGCAGCAGAGAGUAAUGGACACGAGCUGACAUCAUCGGCAGUGACAAGCGCUGUGGCCCGAUUGGCCAGUACAUUUGGCCCCGGCCCUUCUCUGACAGCGAGCCCAGCUAAAAGUAAAACCACCGCCAUGCUCAGUGAGGGGACCAAUGGCAUCGCAGCAACUGCAGGGGGCGUCCAAGUGAAGCCGGCGGUGAGGGACAGUCAGUGGUACGACGUUGGAAUAGUCAAAGUGACCAACAUGGUGGUGUCACAUUAUUACGUCCCCUAUGAAGACAACAUGGCCGACGAUGACUCGGGUGUGAUGCCGGACUACAGUCAGAUGAGGAAGGUGGAGCUGCAGCCGGGGACUGCCUAUAAGUUUCGGGUGGCAGGGAUCAAUAUCUGUGGCCGUGGAAACUUCUCGGACGUGUCGGCAUUUAAAACGUGUCUUCCUGGUUUCCCUGGAGCGCCAUGUGCCAUCAAGAUCAGCAAGAACCAAGAUGGGGCUCAGCUCACUUGGGAGCCUCCUGCCGUCACAUCGGGGAAGAUCACCGAGUACUCCGUUUACCUGGCCAUCCAGUCCAGCCAGGCCACCUCUGGUUCAGGUUCUGGUCCGGCCCAGCUGGCUUUCAUGAGGGUCUACUGCGGUCCCAACCCAUCCUGCCUGGUCCAGGCCUGCAGCCUCACUAACGCCCACAUUGACUACACCACCAAGCCUGCCAUCAUCUUCCGCAUCGCUGCUCGCAAUCAGAAGGGUUACGGGCCGGCCACGCAGGUCCGGUGGCUACAAGAAAAAGAGUCGAGUAAGGCAGCUGUGAAGAGAGGCGGCGCUCCUCCUGAUGUUAAACCUGUUGGACCAAAGAAGUUCAAAACCCACCAAUAGGAGGAGCCAGCGUUCUGCUGAAGACUGUGAUUGGUGACUGUGGUCUUAAGUUCCACCCCACAGCUGAUGACCAUGUCAGGAGGAGGAGGAGGAGACGGAGCGCGCUCUCGCUCUCUCUCUCUCUCGCUCUCUCAUAUACAUCCGUCAGUGUCUCUCGCUCUCUCUGAGGUCAUGGUGUUGCCUGGAGGUGGAGCCUCUGCCAUGGAGGCGGGGUUUACCUGCUCUGUUGUAAAUAAUUUUCUUCCUGGAGCGUCAAAAUAUUAGUUUUUUCUUUUUUUAAGAACAUCUGUAAGAAAAUAAUCAUUUGUUCUUCUGUUGUUGAUGUUGUUGUUUGUGAAUAUUCUCUGGAACAAUAAAGAUUUUUAGAGCAUUUUUCUAC
Molecule: messenger RNA, 5659 nt
Organism: Acanthopagrus latus (yellowfin seabream)
Lineage: Eukaryota; Metazoa; Chordata; Actinopteri; Spariformes; Sparidae
Product: host cell factor 1-like
Exons: 30
Coding region: 655-5280 (1541 amino acids)
Biological process (GO): chromatin remodeling; regulation of DNA-templated transcription
Cellular component (GO): histone methyltransferase complex
Molecular function (GO): protein binding; transcription coactivator activity
Source: RefSeq, a predicted model, not a curated record